AAAAAGGGUAUUAACAAAACGCUAAAGAAGAUUUGUUGAGAUUUUACACAACAGUGAUUGAUAGUGAAGUCAGUAGAAGAAGUUCUGUCAAUAUGACAUCUUUAACUUGUAGUUUGAAGUAAAGUUGUAAGAUUUCCUCCCACCCGGUAGAUGGAAACAGUGUUUCCUCUCUAACCCCUCGCACGCAUCCUGCGAGCAUGCACACACAGCUCCUGUCCUGCAUUAUUAUUACAUUGUGACUAAAUUUUUUUUUUUACAGUGAAACAUUGAGACUUUCUGACUGCAAGAACUCGUCAUCUGCUGUGUUAGGAGUCUACAGAAAUCUGAAACAAAACAAAAAAAAAAAAACAUGUCGACAGUCUUUUCUUUCCAGACACAGCUCGUCUCCAUCAUGGACGCCUUAUCCAAAACAGCUGUAAUGGAAAUAAGCAAACUAGUCGAGAUCGAGUCGAAGAUGCUGAAAAUAGAGAUAACUAGAGGGCGGAACGAAAUCGCCUCCCUCACAGAGAAACUGCAGCUGAUGGAGAAAUUGCUUUAUAUCGCACAGGGGAGCAGACAGGACGCAGUAGCAGCAACAGCAACAUGCUCAGUGGUGAGGGACGAUUCACAAAACGGAAUAUUGGAACCUGACAGGACAAGACCUGCCAUAAAAAGUGAGAGCCCAUGGGAAAACAUAAGUUCUUCCACUGAGACCAGCAGUUUGCAUCAAGGCGAAGAGCAUUCUGCAGCUGAGUUGACAAAUCCACUGAAAGAGCAGCCUGAACUGAUAGUGAUAAAGGAGGAGCCGUCAGAGGAGGAAAAUAGAGACUCUGAACAAGAUAGGACAAGUGAAAACAGAAGGGAAGUGCUCACAGACCCUCAGAAGAGUCCAGAAGUGAUCCAGCGUCUCAAACCCGUUUCCGAACAUCAGCAGCCCAUGUUUACUGACAGCUUCGUGACCCUGAGCACCCAGUCGUCUCUCACCGGACCAGGAAGGAGAGACACGCAGUGGAAUCCACAGCUUACGACCGUGCACACAAACGUAGAGGCUGGGAAAAGCUUGCCUCCAAAUGUUGCCUCCCAAAGCAUAAGCGUGCUCAGGAAUAUGAAGAUUCACAACCUGAGGAGCUCAGCUGCCAAGAGGUUCGGCUGCCUGCAGUGCGGCAAGAGCUUCAGGUGCUUUAGCCAGCUCGAAAUACACCAGAGAAGUCACACGGGAGAGAAACCGUUCAGGUGCACGCUGUGUGGAAAGAGAUACGCACAAAAAGGGCACUUAUACACACACCAGCGCACGCACACCGGGGAGAAGCCUUAUCGCUGUCCUAUUUGUGGAAAGGGCUUCAUUCAGAAAUGCACUCUUGAUAUGCAUCAACGUACACACACCGGGGAAAAACCUUUUGUCUGUAUCAAAUGUGGCAAGGGUUUCACAAAGAACUGUAAUCUGAAAAAACAUCUCACGGUUCAUCUUGAUCCUAAUUUGCAUGUGUAUGGUAGUGAAUCUGGUGCGUCGACAUUUAGUGGGACGUUCAUAAAUGGAACCACUUAAAAACACUGUAGCCAGUCACAUGUAACUUCUUCAGCUGCGUGAUUGAAAUAUUUUGUGCAUAAUAAAGCUACCCGUGCCCCAGA
Thunnus maccoyii (southern bluefin tuna) is the source of this 1608-nucleotide messenger RNA. RefSeq names its product zinc finger protein 629-like. The record is from RefSeq and is a predicted model, not a curated record. Bases 350 to 1525 code for a protein of 391 amino acids. Lineage: Eukaryota; Metazoa; Chordata; Actinopteri; Scombriformes; Scombridae. Gene Ontology annotation, biological process: regulation of transcription by RNA polymerase II. Gene Ontology annotation, molecular function: RNA polymerase II cis-regulatory region sequence-specific DNA binding; DNA-binding transcription factor activity. The transcript is spliced from 4 exons.